Molecule: messenger RNA, 348 nt
Organism: Acaulospora colombiana
Lineage: Eukaryota; Fungi; Glomeromycota; Glomeromycetes; Diversisporales; Acaulosporaceae
Source: the annotation of a GenBank genome assembly
AUGGGAAAGGAGCUUACCAUUCGGAGCACGUUGAGUAGUUGGAGAGAAGAGAAGAUGAUGGCGGCGUCGAAUGCCUUUGACGAGGAGACCUUGAAUGGGGAAGCCCAGAACCAAGACACCAACGGCUACGAGAGCCGAGUAUCCAAGGUUGGCAAUCAACAGACCGAGAGCGAGAAUGAUCUACAGUUCAACACUGGCGCACCUGUGACAGAAACCGAGGGCGAAAUCGAGACGGGUCGUAUCGGUGGAGAGCAUGGUCACAGCCUCAAUGAUUUACGAAAGAUUUGGCCAAUGAUCUGUAAAGGGUUAGCCUUUGCCGAAGAGGGAGGUAAAGAGUACGAACCGUAG